Drosophila albomicans is the source of this 1401-nucleotide messenger RNA. It is a transcript of the gene Agpat1, whose product is annotated as 1-acyl-sn-glycerol-3-phosphate acyltransferase alpha. Gene Ontology annotation, biological process: phosphatidic acid biosynthetic process. Gene Ontology annotation, molecular function: 1-acylglycerol-3-phosphate O-acyltransferase activity. Bases 381 to 1370 code for a protein of 329 amino acids. The record is from RefSeq and is a predicted model, not a curated record. Gene Ontology annotation, cellular component: membrane; endoplasmic reticulum. The transcript has 4 exons. NCBI's taxonomy places the organism in Eukaryota, Metazoa, Arthropoda, Insecta, Diptera, Drosophilidae.
UUGUUGUUUUUUUUAGCCGUCCGUCGCAGAGCAAGCACCGUCGGUAACGGAAAUUCUUGUUAACAUUUUUCGCGCUUUACGUUCUGUACGGCGCCCGGUCGUCGUCGUCGUCGCCGUUGCUGCCUCCCCGAACAUCGACAAGCGCAGCGGCGUCGCAUCAAGCACACACAAAAAAAAACCUUAACAUACACACACAAACAACAAUACAUAUAUAGAUAAUUACAAGAAGACUGCACCGUUCUGCCUUAAGCGUCGACGUCAGCAGAGAGAGAGAGAGGAGAGCCAGAGCAGCGAACAAGCAGUGCAAAGCAGUGCAAACAACACGACGGAGAAAACUAAAAAAAAAAUCACACUAUUGAAAGCCAAAGCAAUUCAUCAUAAUGAGCUCGUACAUCGAACUGUUGGGAUUGUUUGUGCUGCUCAUGCUGCCCUUCUUGUACGAGACGAAUCACAUAUUCCGCUACUACUUCAAAUUCCUCAUCUAUUAUGGGAUCGUAUCGUUUAAUUCGAUCAUAUUAAUACCGGCUUUCCUCACACGCCCCUGUGAUGUGCGCAAUUUACUAUGGGCGAGCACUUGGUGUCAUCGGGUGACAGCGCUGAUCGGACUGCGCUGGGAGCUGCGGGGCAAGGAGCACCUCGAGAAGGAUCAGGCCUGCAUAAUCGUGGCCAAUCACCAGAGUUCGCUGGAUGUGCUGGGCAUGUUCAACAUCUGGCAUGUGAUGAACAAGUGCACGGUGGUGGCAAAGCGUGAACUCUUCUAUGCCUGGCCCUUUGGUCUGGCCGCCUGGCUGGCGGGCUUGAUAUUCAUCGAUCGUGUGCGCGGCGAGAAGGCGCGCGAUACGUUGAAUGCGGUGAAUCGUCGGAUCAAGAAGCAGCGCAUCAAGCUGUGGGUAUUCCCGGAGGGGACACGACGCAACACCGGCGAACUGCAUCCGUUCAAGAAGGGGGCCUUUCACAUGGCCAUCGAUCAGCAGAUACCGAUACUGCCGGUCGUCUUCAGCUCAUACUGUUCAUUCCUCAACGACAAGAAGAAGAUCUUGAAUGCGGGACGCAUUGUGAUCACAACGCUGCCGCCGGUUAGCACCGAGGGUCUGACCAAGGACGACAUCGACACGCUAAUGGAUCGUGUCCGCGCUCAGAUGACCGAAACGUUUAAGCUCACCUCCGCGGAGAUGCUGCAACGCUAUAAGCCACACAAGACGCCACCGAUAUCGUCGCCGCCGAUGGUGGUCAAUGGAGCCGAAGCCGCUGUGGCUGCUGCUGUGGCGAAUAGUUCGGGAUACGCGCAGCUGCAUGCGGCUGCCUCGUAUGAGAGCUACAAGAGCGCCAGCGCCAGUGCCAGUAAAGCGACAAUGCUGAAGACGCUGUAGAUGCAUUCGACAGCUGCGCUGCUGACUAAAU